Molecule: messenger RNA, 2445 nt
Organism: Eremothecium sinecaudum
Lineage: Eukaryota; Fungi; Ascomycota; Saccharomycetes; Saccharomycetales; Saccharomycetaceae
Gene: NIP1
Product: translation initiation factor eIF3 core subunit c
Exons: 1
Coding region: 1-2445 (814 amino acids)
Biological process (GO): translational initiation
Cellular component (GO): eukaryotic translation initiation factor 3 complex
Molecular function (GO): RNA binding; translation initiation factor binding; translation initiation factor activity
Source: RefSeq, a predicted model, not a curated record
AUGUCACGUUUUUUCUCUCGUGGGUAUCACUAUGAUAGUGCUACAUCAAGUGAAGAAGAGGAGUUUAUGUCCUCUUCUGAGGAUGACUUAGUUGCAUCCUCUUCAUCUAAUGAUGAAGUAGAAUCCGAAGACUCCUUUUUCAAUGAUUCUGAGUCUGAUUUUGGAGAGACCGAUGAUGACGACUCGGACAGUAAGCCAUAUGGGCCAGAUUGGUUUAAGAAGCCUCAAUUCCGUAAAGGUGGUGCUACAGGUGCUAGCCGUUUCCUAAAAGGUAAUGACUCAGGAUCCGAUAACUCCGACGGUGAAGAAAGUAAAAAAGUUGUCAGAUCUGCAAAGGACAAGCUUCUUGAUGAGAUGACUGCAUCUUACAGUAAGAUCGAUGCUGCCGAUUUGACUCAAGACUGGGUAACUAUCCUUGCUGAAUUUGAGAACAUCAAUAGACUAGUUGUGAAGGCACAACAGCAAAACUUCGGUACUCCAAAUGUAUUUGUAAGAGUGCUUGCUCAGGUUGAAGACCUUGUUAAUGCGAAUGCACAAGCUAACAUCAAACAUAAAGUGGCGGCUAAAGCUUUCAAUACAGUGAGGCAGAGAUUAAGGAAGGCUGCUCGCGAGAACGAGGAAUUGUUGGCCAAGUUUAGGGAAGACCCUGCUUCUUUUGAGAAAGAAGCAAAUGCUGAUGUGCAAACUAAUGACAUGGAUGUUCCUGUGCUUGGAAGAAGAAAUGCAGAUGGAGAGCAUGUUAAAGUUGCACACUCUGAUUUCUAUAGUGCUUUGCGUAUGGUCAUCGAAUCCAGAGGUAAAAAAGGUACCGACAUUCAAGCUCAGAUCAGGACUAUGGAAGAACUCGUAGAUAUUGCUCAAACCCCAUAUGAGUCCAUUAUCGUUUACUUGAACUUGAUACCUAUUAGAUUUGAUGCCACCUCUAAUUUGACCUAUCAGCCAUUGGAUCAAUGGAAGGCCAUUCAUGCUAAUGUUUCUGAUCUCCUCACUACAUUGGAAGCAAACAUUGACAGUUAUCAUGUUACUGAAAUUGCUCCUCGUAACGAAUUUAUAGAAGAAGAGCCUCAACCUAACGAAAACGGUAUUAGAGAGAUAUUGGGCUCAGUGUUUUCGUUUGUGGAACGUUUGGAUGAUGAAUUUAACAAAUUCCUGCUACAUACUGAUCCUCAUUGGAGUGAUUAUUUUGAGCGUUUAAAGUAUGAGCAAGUUAUUUACAAUUUGAUUGUGCGUGCUCAAUUAUACUUAGAGAAGGUUCUAUUAGAGCGUGUUCAACCAGAUCAUGUCGGUAAGUACAUGGCACGCGUAUUUAUCCGGAGGUUAAACCAUAUUUACUACAAGAAGGCAAAACAUGUUGCAAUUAUUGAAAGUAAUGCCUGGAAAUCACUACCAAAUGAUUGCUCCAAAAUCAUCAAGUAUUCAAGUGACCCUGAAUAUACUUCCAACUUGAUCGAUAGGCUUUGUACCCAUGUUGCAGCUUCACCAGAUCACUUGUUGAAAAAGCGUGCCAUUCUGUACCACAUCUAUUACUUUGCAUUGAACAAUGAGUUUACCAAGGCUAAAGAAAUGCUGGUGCAAUCCAGCGUCAGAAAUUCCAUUAAUUCUCUGGACCCAUCUAUACAAAUCUUAUUCAAUAGAGUCAUUGUUCAAUUGGGUAUUGCUGCAUUUAAGUUAUGUUUAGUGGAAGACUGUCAUGAAAUUUUGAAUGAAGUGUCUACAGCUCCCCAUCUGAGAGAUAUUUUGGGCCAACAAUCCUUGCUAAGAGCAUCCAGCAAUGUCGGUAACAACAAUAACACUCUCUUAUCCACUGACCAAGUAUGCCUUCCAUUCCACCAGCACAUUAAUCUAGACUUUAUUGAUUCCGUAUACAUGACUUGUUCUCUGUUGAUUGAAAUUCCACAUAUGGCUGCAUACUAUUCCGGUGUUAAGGUUAGAAGGCUUCCAUUUUCGCAGAAAUCCAUCCGUCGUGCAUUAGAAUAUUACGAAAAGUCUAACUUCCGAGGCCCUCCAGAGACUAUGAGGGAUCAUAUGGUCCACGCUGCGAAGGCAAUGCAAAAGGGUAACUGGGCUCAAUGUAUUCAAUACUUGAAAAGUUUAUCCACUUGGUCGUUGUUAGGUGAAAACGCUGAUGAAGUCUUCAUGAAGUUAAGUGAAAGAAUUCAAAUUGAAUCUUUAAAGACUUACAUUUUCACUUACAAAAGAUUCUACAGUAAACUAUCAGUUCCUAAGUUAUCAGAUUUCUUCAACUUACCUCAGGAACAGGUUGUCAAUGUUAUUGAAUCGAUGUGUGAAUCCUUUAAUAUCAAGGGAACUUUGAAUGAAACCAAGGAAAUGCUUAUCUUUGAAAAGGGUGAUGAGAUUACUAAAUUAGAAGAAGCUGUAAUCAAGUUGAAGAAAGAUAUGAAACACAGAAGUGAUCGUUUGAACAAUAAUAUUGUCCAACGCUAA